Molecule: messenger RNA, 3004 nt
Organism: Syngnathus typhle (broad-nosed pipefish)
Lineage: Eukaryota; Metazoa; Chordata; Actinopteri; Syngnathiformes; Syngnathidae
Gene: agbl4
Product: AGBL carboxypeptidase 4
Exons: 13
Coding region: 34-1482 (482 amino acids)
Biological process (GO): proteolysis
Molecular function (GO): zinc ion binding; metallocarboxypeptidase activity
Source: RefSeq, a predicted model, not a curated record
ACAAAAGGAGCGCGUCGGCUUCUCCGUGCGAGAAUGGAAAGGAAGAUGGAGGAGAACCCCGUGAAAGAUGCCGAUACUGGCAAUGAAGCUGGAGGUGAGGAAGCCUUGGUGGGAAAUGUCAGCAAGCUGACGCUGAGCCCACCAGGUUACUCAGGAAGUCCAAGAAAAGGACAUCUGGUUUUUGAUGCUUGCUUCGAGAGUGGGAACCUUGGCCGUGUUGACUACAUCAGCGAAUUUGAGUUUGACCUCUUCAUUCGGCCAGACACCUGCAAUCCCCGAUUCCGAGUGUGGUUCAACUUCACCGUGGAGAAUGUCCGAGAGACUCAGAGGGUGAUUUUCAAUGUAGUCAACUUCUCCAAGACCAAAAGCCUCUACCGAGACGGCAUGUCUCCUGUCGUAAAGUCCACCAGCAGGCCAAGAUGGCAGAGGCUUCCAGCCAAAAAUGUCUACUACUACCGCUGCCCGGACCACCGGCGCAAUUAUGUCAUGUCGUUUGCCUUCUGCUUCGACCGAGAGGACGACGUUUACCAGUUUGCCUACUGCUACCCUUACACCUACUCCAGAUUGCAGCACUACCUCGCCAACCUGGAGCGCAGGAACCUUCCCUACCUGCGGAGGGAGCAGCUGGGACUCAGCGUGCAACAACGACAGCUGGACCUGUUAACCAUCACCAAUUGUGAGCAGCGGAGUAGAGGAAGAGCGAAGAAGUUAGUGUUCCUCACGGCUCGCGUUCACCCCGGAGAGUCUCCGGCCUCGUUUGUCUGUCAAGGUUUGAUUGACUUCCUGGUGAGCCAGCAUCCUGUAGCUCAGCUCCUGAGAGAUUAUGUGAUCUUCAAAAUCGUCCCCAUGCUGAAUCCCGAUGGAGUGUAUCUUGGCAACUACAGGUGUUCACUGAUGGGUUUUGAUCUCAAUCGCCACUGGCAAGACCCCUCCCCAUGGGCACACCCCACACUUCAUCCUGUCAAACAACUCAUUUUGGAAAUGAGCCAAGACCCGAGCGUUAGCUUGGAGUUCUACAUUGACGUCCACGCUCACUCCACCAUGCUGAACGGCUUCAUGUACGGCAACGUGUUUGAGGACGAGGAGCGCGUCCAGAGACAGGCCGUCUUCCCCAGACUGCUGUGCCACAACGCGCACGACUUUUCCUUUUCCAACACGUCUUUUAACCGUGACGUGGUGAAGGCCGGCACUGGCAGACGUUUCCUCGGCGGUCUCCUUGACGACACGUCCUACUGCUACACUCUAGAGGUGUCUUUCUACAGCUACAUGACCUCUGGCAGCACGGUCCCCGUGGCCUACACCGAGGAGACAUACAUGAGGCUGGGUAUGAAUGUGGCUCGGACCUUCCUGGAUUACUACAAACUCAAUAACCUCAUCACUGACAAUGUGCCAAGUCACCUUCAAAGUUCUGAAGUGGCGUCUAAGUCAGACGGUGACGUGGUGGACAGAGAGAAAGAGAGAAGGCAGCAUGUCAGACACUAAAUGGACACAGACAGGAGGAGCCUUCACUCUUCAUCACUUUGAAGAUCGACAUCUUUAUGCCUCAGAGCAUAAAUGGACUAAAAAUAUCACAAUUCCCUCAAAAUUAUUUACUACAAAAUGUUUAUGUAUGAUUACAUGUGAAUGCAAGCAAGCCUACUACAGCUAUUUAAAUAUGCAAUGGGGUUUUUUUUUGUCUUAAUAUUAUACAUGUUUUCUCAUUGCAAUAAUUCCAGCAUUUGUAUAAAAGAAACAUUAAUGAGCGUUUGUAAAACAAUGCAAAACAAUGUAUUGUGUACAUAGUAAAAGGCUGUGUACAAUAACUCCUUAUAUAUUGCUCAAAGAUGAAUGUUCCAUAUUUUUAGUCCUAUUCAAACUUGAGGAUAAGGCAUCCCCUAUUUUAAGAGAAGGGAACCCUGAUCCAUGUUUUGUGUUCUGCCUUUCUCCAACACACUUGAUUCAAAUGAUCAGCAAGCUCAUCAGUAAGCUCUGUAGAAACCUCAAACGAUCUUUAAACAAACUAAUGCAAAAUGUAUUUAUUUUGUUGAACAUCUACGACGGAAAGUCGACCAGCUGCCCCAGGACAAUGCAACUAUGCAACAUAGUAAAAUAGUGUUUACCUUUGUUUUAAAGACUACGUAAAUUAUUAAUAUAACUGAAUCAUUUUAAGUAUAAAUAAAAGUACAGUACAUAUAAGUACUGUAGAUAAUUUUCAUUUGACUAUUAAAAUAAUGUCAAUACUGACAAAUGAGUGAACGUUUCCAAACAGUCUGUAAUAGUGUUAGCUUGUGAGUGAACGAUCCGUUCAAAUGAGCGAAUUCUUUCAGUGAACGAGAGUGAACGAAUCACUCGGGGGGUUCCGUCCAUAUGACUUCAACCACUAGGUGUCGGUAAUGCGGAUUGCGUUCGCGAACGAGUCAACGAGUAAACUGCCUUCCUUCCCCCGUGCAUCAACGGAUCAGUCAUCGGACAUGUUGCGUCUCCCUCCUGGCGUGAAAUAUGUAAACCAGAAUGUCGAUUUACGAUUUGCCAAGGAAAGAAAACCACUUCUUUUAUGCGCGUUUUCUCCAAGCUAACGGCUAACUUUAUUGCAUGAAGGGAUGCGCCGUUAUGCAACAACGGGGAGAUUAUGCUUCUCUUUGGGUAAUCUUGAUUUUAUAACACUUAUAGUAGUUUCUAAAUAACGUGUAUGCAUAUCAAAAGUCAAAGUCAGCUUUAUUGUCAAUCUCUCCACAUGUCACAACACACAAAGAGACCGAAAUUACGUUUUUCUCUAUCCCAUGGUGACGAGACACAUAACACGAUAGACAUACAAGUACGCGACACAAUAUAAAAACAAGAAGGCAGAAAUUCAAACAAUCAAUAGUAAGAGUGAUGAAUAAAUAAUAAAUAAACAGAUAACACAAUAUAUAUAUUCGCCUAAAUAUUGUUAUCCAAUGUAUCUACUGCAAUUUCACAUUAGAUUGCUGGUUUGAAAUGUACUUUUAUUAUUAUUAUUUUAAUAAACAUUAAAAAUCUGUUCAAA